AUGUCGUUCGUUGUUAAAGCCAGUGGAAUUUUACAACAGCCAGCAGCCGCUGCUCUUCUCUGGGAUGCCACAUCCGUUCGUAAUAUGGCAACUCUUAAAGACAUCAGUCGUCGUUUGAAAUCGGUAAAAAGUAUUCAAAAAAUCACAAAAUCAAUGAAAAUGGUUUCAGCAGCUAAAUAUGCCAAAGCUGAAAGAGAGUUACGUGCUGCUCGUUCAUAUGGAGUUAGCGCAAAAGCUUUCUAUGACAAUUUGGAAGUCGAAAAAAGUGAAGGUCCUCAAAAACAUUUAUAUAUUGCUGCAACAUCUGAUCGUGGUCUUUGUGGUGCCGCUAAUUCAUCGAUUAUAAAAAAUAUUCGUAAUCAGAUGGUUGAAGAUAAAUCAACAGCAGAAUCAACAAAAGUAAUUGCUAUUGGAGAUAAAUCCCGUGCUGGUCUUGCUCGAACACAUGCACCAAAUUUACUUUUAUCUGUUAAUGAAAUUGGUAAACGACCAAUUGUUUUUGGAGAUGCAUCAGCUAUUGCCCAACAAUUAAUGAGUUCCGGUUUUGAAUUUGAUACAGCUGAUAUUGUUUAUAAUAAAUUCAAAUCAGCUAUUGCUUAUACAACAUCACGUCAAAAAGUUUUAUCCAGUGAGGCAAUUCAACGUUCAAAAUCAAUUCAAGUUUAUGAUUCAACAGAUGCUGAUGUUCUUCGUUCAUUUCAAGAAUUUAAUUUAGCAUCUGUUCUUUUUUAUGCAAUGAAAGAAAAUGCAACAGCUGAACAAUCAUCACGUAUGACAGCUAUGGAUAAUGCAACAAAGAAUGCUGGAGAAUUAAUCAAUAAAUUAACAACAUAUUAUAACAGAACACGUCAAUCAGUUAUUACAACUGAACUUAUUGAAAUUAUUUCAGGAGCUGCUGCUUUGGAACAAAAAAAUUAA
Messenger RNA from Adineta steineri, 918 nucleotides. NCBI's taxonomy places the organism in Eukaryota, Metazoa, Rotifera, Eurotatoria, Adinetida, Adinetidae. The record is from the annotation of a GenBank genome assembly.